Stylonychia lemnae is the source of this 2694-nucleotide messenger RNA. Lineage: Eukaryota; Ciliophora; Spirotrichea; Sporadotrichida; Oxytrichidae. The record is from the annotation of a GenBank genome assembly.
AUGGCUUAGAAUUAAAAUAGCAAUUUAGGUCUCUCAUCUUACGAAUAAAAUAAUCACAAUAAUGGAAACCAAGACAGACAUCAUCAUGGGAGUGGGAAUAGAGAGUACGGAAGUGGUCCAACAAGCUUUGUAUUUGGGGAUAACGACAACUUCAAAUGUGACUAUAUGGACACUAUUAAGCCAGCUCUGUGGAAAAAUAUUCCUAUCCCUGUAGUUGAGUCGAUAGAGAAAGUAGUAAUGGAGUUUGAUUCACUUAACUUGAAAUUAAAUCGGUAAUUCGACGGUUUCAAGCGCUAUACGAAGCGCAUGCAAUUUGAUUAGCAAAAGAUGCUUGAACAGAUAAAAAUUAGAGAGGACUAAAUGGAGUAAAAGAUGAAUUCUUAAAUCAGUAAGAUGCGAGAUUAGAUUAAGCAGGAUCACAUAAAAACAGAGCAUAGAUAUAAUGAAUUUUCUGAUAGAGUCAAUACCAUUAUCAAUGAAAUAAUGUUUACUAAAUUGCCUGAUAUGGAUAAAUCUCUAUUUGAAUUGAAUAUGUUCGUCAGCAACAAAGGAUAUAUGGCUGAUAUAAAGGAUAUGGUUAUCGAUAUAAAUGAGAAGUUUCACUCCUUUAGAAAUAUUCAUGAUGAUUUAUUUGAAUUAAAAGCAAGCAGUGAGAGGCAUCAUGAACAUAUCAAAACAAAUCAUAAGGAUAUUAUAAACGCUGAGAAUAAGAUUUAACAACUGGCAAAUGAAGCAGAAUAGAUUAGAAAUGACUUAAAAAACUCAUAGUUUCUUGGAAUAGAUAGCUUAAAAAAUGUUAAAUAGCAAAUUAUUUAGGAUAAGGUUAAAUUUGACGAUCAUAUAGACGAUGUAAGGAAACUGGGGUUUAAGGUAGAAGUUGAUUUGAAAUAUCUUGAAGAAAGGUUUACAGAAUUUGUAGAAAAAGAUUUUGAAAAGUUAAAUUACUUAGUGAGGAAAAAUAACUUCAUUCCAAAGACACCGAACUUUACAGGGUAGAUUAAAAGGAUAAUAUCCGAUGAAAUGAUUGAGCUCGAAAAAAAAGUAUAAAAAGAUAGAGAUAUUAUGAAGAUAGAUUUCGAUGAAAGAUUCAAUGAACUUAUAAAUAAUUUGCAAAACUUAGUUAAUAAUAAUGAUGGGGGUAAAAGUCUUGCGGGGAUGACUGCACUGGGUUAAAUGCUGAAGAAUUUGAGAUAAACUAACAAUAGCUCAGGCUAUGAAAAGUUAGAGGAAAAAAUUGUAAACUUAGAAAAUUUGCUGAAAUAGCAUGCAACAUCAAUUGUUAGAAUGUAAAAAGUAAUUCAGCUUAAGCAGAGCAAAAAUGAGUCUACUUUUCUCAAGUAGAGAUAGAAGCGUGACUCAACCAAUCCGUUAACUAUCAGAAAAAUACCUUCUAAGGAUUUCAACUUUAAUGAGGAUUUGGAGUUCACAGGUAUUUAGCAUACAACAUCUAGUGCUAUACAAAAGCAAAUCUAAGAUAACUAAUAAAUAUCAUCAAGUUAAAUGACUCAUCAAGUUAGUGUUUCAUAGCCAAAUCACUCAAGAAUGGAUGAAUAUUUAUAUCAUAGAAGUCAUAGUCAUGAAAAGAAGGAUAGAGAUUAAAGAUUAAUAGAUAAAAAUCACUCCUACGAAUUUGAAUCAAAACUCGAUGGAAAUUUCGCAGAUACUCCGACUACUCAGAGAAAAGAAAGAAAAAUGAUCCUCACAAAGUUAGGCUCACAUUUCGUAAAAACUACUAAUGAUUUUGACAAUGAUGAACUGGCCAUUAUGACAGUGAGGGAAGAGAAUGAAAAUGAAGAAUAAAAGGUAGAAAAUAUGUAUAGCAGUGCUUCGUUAGAAUAAUAGAAAAGAGAAAAAUAAAGAAAAACUCCCUCUAAGUAUAAAAGCAAUAACAACUUAAAAAUAAGUCCAAUCACUAGUCCUAACCCAAUAAUGUCUAAAUUCUUCAAAGCCAGUGAUCCUUUAUAAGAGUAUAAUUCAGAGAAUCUAGAUUAAAAACUUGAAUUUAUAGCAUAAAAUAUUUAGCUAAAUCAUGGUUCAUCAGUUAAUAACAGUAGACAUUAAGUUAAUAACAAACUAUCAGCUCUAACUUCAUCACAAGGAUUUAAUUAAGUUGAUAAAAUCUCAGAGUAAAAUAUUGGCUAUUAUGACUUGCUUAGAAUGGGUGCUGUUGAAGAGGUAGGAUAGGAAAAGAAAGCUUCCUCUACUUCAAGAGUAAAUAAUGAUUCUUCAAGACUUGAAACCCAGAAUCUAGCUGAAAAAGUUGGACAUGGUAUUAGGGCUACCUAGGAAUUAUCUGAUAGGAUAAAGGAGAACACAAUUAGAAACAGAUAGCAGCACGACAUUAGCAGAUUAGUGACUGAAGAAAAUCUAGCAAAACGAAAAAAUUUGAACUCCUCAAUGAUUAUUAACUCUAUGGAUGCUCUUAAAUAAAUGGCUAUUAAAUAGCAAAGGAUUGAAGAAACAAUCAUAAAAAACUUCAGUAAUACUGCUAAAAAUUUUGUUCAUAGACGUAGAGAUACAUAGAGUCAUAUAUCAUUGCCUAAAGUUGCGAGGACAUAACAGGUUUCACCAGAUGCCUUGAUAUUUAACAACGGUGUAAAUGUAAAGAGAAAUAAAGAUACAUCUCAAAAAGUGAGAGAAAGAUAAAAAGCUCUUCAAGUUUAAUUUGAAAUGAUUAAUGGACUAAGAUCAUGA